AUGGUAUCUCCGAUAAACAAAUGGCCUUCCAAAGAAGGAUUUACGGCCGAUGUGGUGGGCAAAUUCAUCUCGCGCACAUUCCUAGAUCCUUGGAAGGUAGUUCCUCUGCUGGCUCUGGCUAAAUACACAGUGAGGGGACGUGAACUCCUCGAGUCGCGACCCCAUGCGCUGAAGGUACUCAGGACAUUCGCGUUACUAGCAGUCCUCGGUCGACUCGGCGCGUGGGUAGAUCGCUGGACGAUCAACAACGGCUACAGAGACCAGUAUAACUGGAACCGAGAGAUCGUUGUUCUGACUGGUGGCAGCAACGGCAUUGGCCGGCAGGUCGCCCAAUUGCUCGGCGAUCGCGGCGUCAAAGUAGCCAUCCUGGAUAUCUCGCCGCCAUCAGACACCCUACCCAACAGCGUCCGUUUCUAUCAAUGCGAUAUCACCUCGGUUGAUGAUAUCGCCUCUGCCGCACAAUCUAUCCGCGCAUCCUUCGGACGUCCCACCAUCCUCAUCAACAACGCAGGCAUCUGCACCGGCAAAACCAUCCUCGGCACCACCCCCGAACAAACACGACGCAUGUUCGAAGUCAACACUUUCGCCCACUACUGGCUCGCACAGGAAUUCCUUCCGGACAUGAUCGCCCGCAACCACGGAAUGGUAGUGACUAUCGCCUCGCAAGCAGCAUACGCUGUGUCCCCGAACAUGGUCGAUUACUCGGCCAGCAAAGCGGCAGCUAUUGCUUUUCACGAGGGACUUGCCGCCGAGCUUGUUACCCGGUACCAGGCGCCGAAGGUCCGCGCUGUCUUGGUGACGCAGGGGUUCACGCGCACGGCGCUCAUCAAAAAUCUGACCCCCGAGGAUACUUUCGCGAAUCCUCUGUUGUGGCCAGAGACGGUCGCAGAGGCCAUUGUUAGUCAGGUGCUUACCGGGGAGAGCGGUCACGUCCUGGUGCCCACUUUCGCUGGGUGGAUCGCGCAGCGUCUCCGCGGGUAUCCUCUUUGGUUCCAACAUUCGCUACGGUGUCGGCUUGAGCGUCUCAUGCGUGCAGAUUAG
Penicillium maclennaniae is the source of this 1041-nucleotide messenger RNA. RefSeq names its product short chain dehydrogenase/reductase family protein. Gene Ontology annotation, molecular function: oxidoreductase activity, acting on the CH-OH group of donors, NAD or NADP as acceptor. The transcript has 2 exons. Lineage: Eukaryota; Fungi; Ascomycota; Eurotiomycetes; Eurotiales; Aspergillaceae. Bases 1 to 1041 code for a protein of 346 amino acids. The record is from RefSeq and is a predicted model, not a curated record.